UGUAGUCCCCGCCUUUUCCGUUUUGUGCGUCAUGGCGUCCUCACGGCUGGAAAUCAAUUUUGUAAGGCUUAUGUCUCGUUGUGAGUCGAUAGCGUCUGAAAAGCGUUCUGAGACGGAGUGGAGGCUAGAAAAGUAUGUUGCUGCCCUUGAAGAAAUGCUCCUUGCUUUGAAGAAAAGCUCCAGGUAUGACCACAGCUGCUCUGAUGUACUUGUUAGCUUUCCGUUUUGUGUUCUACAGAGGAUGAAUUACAAACCUGUCCCUGAGGUCCUGACUGAUUACACAAGGAAGGUGGAUUUUCUCAAAGGCCUUCUGGAGGCUGAAAAACUGGUUUCUCCAACAGAAAAGGCGCUUGCUAACCAGUUUCUAGCACCAGGGAGAAACCCAACUAUGGCAAGUGAGAAGACUCUUACAAGCAAGACUGUGCACCUGCAGACCAAGGCAAGAUGUACAGGAGAGAUGAGGAAUGAACUUCUUGGAAUGGCAACAUCUGCAGCUGAUAUUAAAGAAACUGACUUGAGGAACAGAAGGGGAGUUGUGCUUGAUGAGAAGCAGUCAACAGCUGACUUGGACAUGGUCCUAAAGCAACAUCAAAAUACACAGGAGAAGCUGGCUGAGGAGAUGGUCAGUUUGGCCCGUAAUCUCAAAAACAACUCUUUGGCCACACAGAAUGUCAUCAAACAGGACAAUCAGACGCUGAAGCACUCCAUUCGGCUUGCAGACCUGAACUUUGAGAAACUAAAAGCUGAAUCAGAGCGGCUAGAGCAGCACACAAAAAAAUCUGUCAACUGGGUCUUAUGGGUGAUGCUGAUUAUAGUUUGCUUCAUCUUUAUCAGUAUGAUUCUAUUCAUACGGAUAUUUCCAAAGUUAAGGUGAUGCUGGGAUUGGCAAGUAAACAAACCUUCAGAAACUUAAUACUGUCAUGAAUGGCUUCUGAUUUUUGGAGCUGCUUGACGUUUCUCGAUAGAUGCUUUUUCUUCUGUGGAUAUGUAACUGUUCUCCCACAGGUAAACCUGUUGCAAAAAUAAUUUGGAAUUGUUUUGCUGGGAAAUUAUCUUUGACAAGAGAAAAGUAUGAAGGAAGACUGAUUGACAAUACUGUCCCCUCAUAUCAUCUUGCUGUGCCCCAGGGUAAAAUUGUAAUAAUAAUUCAAGAAUGGAACCCUGAAGCAAAUCCUACAAAGACUCCGAGCUGUUCCGUAAAUGCAGCAAAUACAGUACCCCAUGUUUCUGAGUUCACCUUCUUUCUGUCCUGUCCGGCUUUUUUGGUUUUGCUUAGAAAGGAUGGGUUUUUGAGAGUGUACAGGAUAGGACCAUUCUGUACUGGCCAUAUUCUCUCAAGGCUGUUGUUUUGACACACUGUCUUAAUUGUUCUGCCAUACCACACUAAUUGAUAAGACUCCUUGUUUACAAAUAUUUUCGCUGGCUUUUUUUAUUUUUUAAAAACAGCAGCAUGGCGCCUCAGAGAGACUGUCUUUUAUGAUAAUGCAUCCUUCUACCAAGGACAAGUGAAAGAAUUGGAUGUGUGGGGUUGUGUGACUCAAUUUCUUUUGUAUUUAAAUGGUUGCAAGCAGCGCAGCCUAGCAUUGCACCCUCAUUUGAUCAUCUGUCAGUUUGAUUUCAAAUAGACAGUCGUCUUCUAUACUGGUUUUUCCUAAUAUCUGCCAAAGAGUGAGAUAGGAAGGCAAGCUUGCAUGAUGGAUGGUUAGGUGAGAGGAGGUCUGUCGCUUUUUAUAUGUUACAACAACUAAUCAGUCUCUGAAUAAAUCUGGAUUUAUUUAUUAUUAUUAAAUUGGGGUUGUCUUAGGAGCUAAAAUACAAAAACUGAUGCCUAUAAAGGAGUAAAACAUCUGAGCAGCUUCCAUAUUUACUCACACCAUGCCACUUUACAGUUGCCAGAUAGCUUAAUCAGGGCACGUGUAAGGAUGUGAGAGGGAAAACUCAUACAGGCAUUGGGUUCUUGGGGUGAAGGUGGGGGUGUGUUUGAGAAGAAUGUGCAAGCUCCACAGAGAUACAGGCCCGGACACAACUUUGCAACUGUGAGGCAGUGGGGGCUAACCUCCUUGCUGCUGUAUUGCUGGACUCCUUCAUACAUACUCCCCAACCCCGGGCCCCAAAGAGUUUAAAUAAAACUUACUAGUAAACAAAACCCUUCCUAAGAGUAAGCCAUUUGACCCAUCAAGCUUGUUUGUGUGCUAAGAACAUGUGAGAGCUGUGCAGUUUGUCAGUACACCGUGGCCACGUAACCUGUUAGGUAUUUCUAAACAUCCAAUGCAGAAACUGGUCCCUUAUUUUAGUGUUAAAUGAACAUGCUAUCUUACCUUGCUUGUGCCCACUAUUAAAUACAUCUGAAGAAUUAUUUAUUUAUUUUUGUUGAUUUGUACUUAAGAAUUCAAACACUUGCGUAAGCACCAUGUAAUCUUCUCUGCUCAAACUUUAAAUGCAUUAAUUCAUCUUGUUUGUCUGAGUAUGGGGCUUCAUAGCCAUGUGGUUCCAGAGUGCUUAUUUAACAAUCAUAUGUGGAACUACUACCAAUACUUAUUGAAUAAUAUUGAAUAACUGCACAUCUAGAAUCCAAUUCAUAAAAUACUUGUAAAGCCAAGCUACCCAUACUUUGUAAUAAAUAAAUACUAAACAAAUGUCUAAUCUAACCUUCCCUUAUUGACAACACUACUGCCUUGCUUCUGGAGUAAUUCUGGGAGCCCCUGUCAUGUGUUCAGGUUUUGCGUGAGUAGUGGAACAAUCAAACCUUCUCCUUUUAGUGCAUUGUGAUUUAAAAAGGCUCCAAGCAAUGAGUCACUGUUUAUAUAAGACUUGGUUUAUCCUGUCAGAAUGAAUUGAAGUAACACAGUCCUUGGGAAAUCAGCUGGAGGGGGUGUGUACAUCUCUAUUAAUGAAAAAUGGUGCAACAAUUACGUCAUCAAGAAUUCCUUUUACAGAAAAGGCAUUGAGAUUAGUAUAUUGUGUGUUACCAUUCUGGCUUGCUAGGAAGUUCAGCUAAAUGAUAUAUGUGACUAUUUGUAGAUUUAGGUAAAAUUAUCACAUCUAUUUAUAUUUUAAUAAUACUUCAGUAAUACUAUAUACUUAAGUAACUUCACUCCAGCAUAAGGUGUUACCUUUUCUCCAAACCAUGUUCAAUACGAUUAUCUGUGUUAAAAGUAAGUUAUCUGUUUACUAUAUACCAUAUUGAUAGGAGUGAAAUACAGUGCAUUUAAUUAUCAUUCCAGAAUCCCCUGUGAAUGUUUAUUUUUCAUGUUUGAUUAUGUGAUUUGAGGACAUACAGCAUUGUUAUUUUUAAGCACAAACUCUUACCAACAAGAAAGAAAUGCAGUAUCAUAGGAAGAAGGUGACCCCUUACUAGCACAAAGUUUAUAUUGUGAUUGUCUUUUCCUUCUGUGGACCUUGCACUCUAUUGCAACUCUCAGGAUUGUUUUAGGUAUUCUCUAUACAUGAAGGCAACAAAAGGAUAUAAUUGGUGGGAAACAGAGGCAUAUUCCAUUAUUUAUUUCGAUUUUCAUAAAAAUGUUUGUAUGGUACCACGUGAAAAUCUAGGCAUCAAACUAAAAAGUGGGAACUUGGAAAAUUGUGUAGAUGGGUACACAAUUGUCUCAAAGGAUUAUGGUGAGGGGAACCUUAUUAAAAUUGGGUGAUGUUAAAAGUGGUCUCCCGUUGGGAUCAGGGCUGCAGCCACUACUCUUUUUUUUUUUUUUUUUUUUUUUUAAAUAGACCUAAAUAAUCUGGAUUGUAUUAUAAACAAAAGUGAGUUAAAUUUGCAGAUUAUGCCAAACUAGGCAGAUUUGCAAAUAAUCUAAAAUCGACUGAAACCUUGCAAAGUAAUUAGAAAGAAUUAAAGCUUUGACAGCAUUGUAAUAGAUGAUAUUUAAAGUAAGUAAAUGCAAGGUAUUACACAUCGGAAGUAAAAAUGUUAGAUUUGUAUAAAGAAUGGGAAGUGUGAAACAUAAAAGUAUAAAUUGUGAAAAGAACCUAGGAAUCCUAUAGGACUCAUCACUGUCUACAUCUGGACACUGUAAAGAAGGCAUUAAAAAAGCUUCUAGGAUGUUGGGUUAUAUAUCACAAGAUGUGCAGUAGAAGACAAAGGAGGUUAUGAUUAAGCCGUAUAACACUGUUGAGUACUCAUACUCCUGGCAUACUAUGUGCAGAUUUUUGGUCUUGAGGCUACAAGAUAGAUAUAACCGUCCUACAAAAAGACCUCAGAAGAGUGAUUAGGUUGAUUCCAAGACUGCCCUGUAUGAGUUGUGAUAGAAGAUUGAAGGAGUUGAACAGCUUUAAUUUAAGCAGAUGGCGAUCAAGAGGUAACGUGGUUAACAUUUUUCAAAGUUAUGAAAAGAAUGAAUACAUUGGAUCCCAGCUGUUACUUUAAAAUGACAUCUUCAACAAGAACACAGACGCACGGAUGUAAACUCGUUAAGUGUGAAGCUUGCACAAACAUUAGAACGUUUUUUUUCUUCAAUCACAGAGCCACCGACACAUGAAAUAAAUUACAAAGUCGUUUGUUAGACAGUAGGACUUUAAAAACUUUAAUAUUGUUUUGGAGAGCAAACUUUGAAUGACCUGUCCUUGUCAAUAUUGUUCUAAUGUUUGUGCCCUGAUAGCUUUAUCGAGAACAUAGUGAAGAAUAUUCACGUUAGAAAUUCUCUAAUUUAUCUUUGCAUCACUUUGCCUGUUGUAAAUGUACAUUGUCUCAUGUAAUGAAGGCAUUGUGUUCUCUGCACCCUGACUGAUGAUUUGAGUUUUUAGUGGACUUUUCCAUUUGAUGUAAUUUUGCACACAUUACACUUCUGAAGUACAGCAUAUUUCCUGAUAUGAAUUCCUUGACAACAUCAACUUAGAAAAUUAUUUUUUUAAAUGUAAAAACUUACAACUCUUAACUGUCACAGAUGCCACAGCCAACAAUUGAAAAGUCACUUAGACAUUUUAGUGUCAUGGGAGGUUAAUAUUUGCGUCAUCAUGAGACACUGACCCUUUGUCUGGUAUCACAUUCAAGGCUCUGAUUAAAAGUUAGUGGUGCUGUUUUUGGCAGCCUCCCACCUAGCCAGCCAGGAAGGAGGUUGACACUCCUUAACUGGAGACCUCACCUUCCCUGUUCUGUUAUGGAAACCAGUUUGUUAUGAGAGAAGCAGCUAAAAUGACAGUAUUGCAGGUUUUUCCUUGGAGCUCUUUUUAUAUCAGAGGAAGGUCAAGCAGGAGUCAUUUACUGGCAAGUCUGUGAUGGGGUUAUAGAGUGCAGGGGAUGUCAUGUAGAUUGUACUGCUGGUUGUUACUAUCACAUGAAGCUCAAUCAAAAAUCACUUAAUUGCUAUGGCAGUGUUGUGUUUUUUUGUUUUUUUUUUUUUCCCAAACAAUACCGAAAGAUCCUGAAUGGAUAAGACUUUUAAACAUAUUAAAUAAUGAUAUAAAAUGUAUAUAUUUAUAAAAUAUUGUGAUGUCCAAGAUGUGGACAUACAAAAAAUUCCUUAUUUAAUCAUCAAAUUAUGAUAAUUCCUUGGGGUUUUCCUUAAUUAUAGUAAAUAGUUGAUGACCCGCUCAAACUUCAGUGUUUGCUCUUUAGGUAUGCCAAUAAAUAUUUCCUUUAAGGAUGGAUGUUUACCCCUGAAAUGAGGUCCUUUUUUCAUGGUAGGACCUUUUAUUGAAGAUAUUAAAAAUUGUUGGAGGGGCCUUUUUUUCCCCCACUUGCAUUACAAGUCAUUUGUACCAGUGUUUAUUUUCUGAUUUAUUCUUCAGUAUCGACCGUAUGCCUCCUACCUCUACUUCAAUGUUCAUCAACUCUUGCUGUCAAUCUACUUCUAACUGCCUUUAGCCGAUGUAGUAUUACAUGACUUUGUGUCACUGGAUAUGUCAGACUUGUCCACUAUACUGUAGUUGCUGAACUCACUGCAGCUCCAUGUCCAUUUAAACAACUGAAAAUUGCUGGCCAUGCCAGUGUUGUACGACAUUCUCUUUUGUUUGCACUGGCAUUUAUUUCUCGUCACUCCGUUAUAUAAUAUUGCAUUUCUGGAUGAGCAUUGGUUGGUUGUCAGAUGCGCACAGAGCUCACCUCUGUGACUAAAGACCAAAUCACGGAGUCUCUGGGCAUGUCACUCUAUUGCCUCCUAUUAUGUAAAAGAAGGUUACAACUGUGACAUGGCCUCUCAACAUUUGUGUGCCUCUUACUUUGUUCUCACUUGGUGUUUGCUGCUGCUGCCUCACUGUUCCAGAGUCCUAGAUUAAAAUUCCUGUCCUGAGCAUUUCCUCUAGAGACUUUGCUCUCCCCAUGUCUAUGUAUAUUUUCCUCCCACAUCCCAAAGACCGUUGGUAGAUUUGCUGACUUUAUAUCGACUGUAUCCAACUGUGUGAAUUUGCUAAGUUAUGAACGGGUUGCCAGCCCAGGGUUGGUUCAUGCCUUGACAGCCAUGAAUUGGAGAAGUGGGUCUGAAAAUGGAUGCAUUUUUUAUUUUUUGUCCAUUUGUUGUUUGUGUAUUCGCCUGUGAUGAUGUAUUUUAUGUGAGGUACCCUGUAUUGCAUUUUUUAUCAUAUUUUUUAUCUUAACCGCUCCAGAAUUAUUGGCACCCCUAAAGGUGGGUAAAAACAAACAUAUAAAAUAACCAAUACCUAUAAUAAUUCAGAGAUUCCUAAAAGAUCUUGGAGAGAUUUCUUACAGUAUCUAAUUAUAAUCAUUCCUAUGCAAACAUUGUUUUAGUUAGAGAAUAGUGUAUUUUUUCAAGAACAUAGGGGGCAGAAAUACUGACAUCCCUAAAGAAUACCUUUAAAUAAGACCAAAUAAACAUGCUUCCUUUUAUUGCUCCUGUUA
Messenger RNA from Erpetoichthys calabaricus (reedfish), 6805 nucleotides. RefSeq names its product unconventional SNARE in the ER 1 homolog (S. cerevisiae) (gene use1). Gene Ontology annotation, molecular function: SNAP receptor activity. The record is from RefSeq and is a predicted model, not a curated record. NCBI's taxonomy places the organism in Eukaryota, Metazoa, Chordata, Cladistia, Polypteriformes, Polypteridae. Gene Ontology annotation, biological process: retrograde vesicle-mediated transport, Golgi to endoplasmic reticulum. Gene Ontology annotation, cellular component: SNARE complex; endoplasmic reticulum. The transcript is spliced from 8 exons. Bases 32 to 874 code for a protein of 280 amino acids.